AUGGUGCUGUCUCUGAUGGCAUGGAAUGUAAUAGGGUUAUUUUCGUCGUCCCGAAUACUGGGGAAUCUGUUGAAUCAGACGAACUGUGAUGUAUGUGUCGUGACAGAACAUAAACUUGCUAAUGAUGCUUUAGAUGUAUUUAAAUCGGUAAAUAGUGAAUAUUUUCCGAUUUUCAACUUGCGCGAAUUCAUAGAAUUUCCGCGAACUGGAAAGGAAGGUGGUGUGGGAAUUCUGGUGAAGAAAACCCUUCGAUACAAUGUGGGACAAGUAAGCGGGGUCCGAGACGAACGGAUUGUUGGCCUGAAAGUAAUUACACAGACUGACACACUGUAUAUAUUUGGAGUAUAUAUGCAAAGCGACGGAGAUGUCGCAGCUUACAGAGACACGCUACAAAGACUAGAAGAUUUAUGUACAUAUUACAGCGAGUACGGUAAAAUUAUAAUAGCCGGUGACUUUAAUGCACGAAUUUACGAAAAUCAUACGUAUCAUGCUGCGAAACAAAAGGCGGACCUGAUGAGAAAUUUGAUUGGGAAUAUAAACUUGCACGUAUGCAACCACAGGCGUGAAGGUGACGUAUCGUACACAUUUCGUCCUUUCGAAACAGUAUUAGACUACGUUUUGAUUGAAAGAUCAUCUUCUGAAAAGAUCGUGAGCUGUGUCGUGCUCGAAAAUAACGAAACAGAAAUCGCCUCCGAUCACCUUCCCGUAAUCUGUCACAUGGAUUACCAGAUAGAUGUUGCAAUCAUUGAUCAGGCCAAACCUAGAUCGAACGUCAAAUAUACAGCAUGGGAUAAAACUACAAUUGAAGAUCUUGUACAAUAUCAGCUUCAGUUAAGUGACAGAUUGUGUAAAAUCAUUACGCCAGACACCGGGGCACAGUUGGAAACUGACUCGUUAUAUGAACAGAUUGCAUUGUGUAUGACGUUAGCAGCAGAGGAAACCGUACCUAAACGUCGCUUCAAGCAUUAUUUAAAACCGUUUUGGAGUAAAGACUUGUCAAAACUACACAAAAUCGCAAUGAUCAAGCGAAUGGAAUGGAUGAAUAAAGGCCGGCCGUGCGGAAUGGAACACGAUUCCUAUAAAGAAUAUAAAGCCGCGAAGAGGGCAUUCAGAAAUUUUCAUGAUACAGCACAAAACGAAUACUUGGACGUGAUCCAUAGGGAGCUAGACGAAGCAGCCGAAAUCGACCAAAAGUUGUUUUGGCGGAUAGUUAGGAAAAGGACUAAUAAACCAGCAACAGCAUGCAAUGAAUUAGCAUUCCGAGGUACUACGAAACGCGACCCGAAAGGAAUUGCUGACCUUUUCGCCGAGUUCUACGCCGAAUUAUACUCGGACACGUCAUCUACGGCAGAAAAUAAUGACACAGAUUUUCCUCCCAUCACUGUGGAUGAACUAGAUAACCCAUUCACAUUUGAGGAAGUUAACCGAGCAAUUCGCUCCCUCAGCCUUAAUAAGGCAGCGGGUGUGGAUGGCAUACGGAAUGAACACAUUCGAUAUGGCGGAAAGCAACUGAUAGACUCCCUGGUGUAUCUGUUUAAUCGUAUCAGAAUUACGAGUGUUAUUCCAAAGACAUGGAAAAAGGGUCUAAUAAUACCGAUUCAUAAAGGAAGUCGCAAAUCCAAAAAAAGACCCUAA
Pecten maximus is the source of this 1635-nucleotide messenger RNA. RefSeq lists its product as uncharacterized. NCBI's taxonomy places the organism in Eukaryota, Metazoa, Mollusca, Bivalvia, Pectinida, Pectinidae. The record is from RefSeq and is a predicted model, not a curated record. The transcript has a single exon. The coding region runs from base 1 to 1635 and encodes 544 amino acids. Gene Ontology annotation, molecular function: catalytic activity.